Messenger RNA from Paramisgurnus dabryanus, 1255 nucleotides. The record is from RefSeq and is a predicted model, not a curated record. NCBI's taxonomy places the organism in Eukaryota, Metazoa, Chordata, Actinopteri, Cypriniformes, Cobitidae.
CGCGUCGCGAGUGCGACAAUUAGCAUGCCCAUCAUGGAGUUAGAUCAAAGUUGUCCAGUUUUAAGAGAGUAUGGUAGUGAACAGAGUUUAUUGUCUAGACCUGACGGGUCAUCCACUUUUGUCCAAGGCGAUAGUAGUAUUCUGGCUGGAGUUUAUGGACCAGCUGAGGUUAAAGUGAGCAAGGAAAUCUAUGACCGAGCUACUGUGGAGGUUCUUAUCCAGCCCAAAAUAGGGCUUCCAAGUGUUCGAGAACGUGCAAGAGAACAGUGUGUUCGAGAGGCAUGCGAGGCAGCUCUUCUGUUGACUCUUCAUCCCCGUUCUUCUCUCACUCUGAUCCUGCAGGUUAUCUGUGAUGAUGGUUCUCUGUUAUCAUGCUGUCUGAAUGCUGCCUGUAUGGCUCUCAUGGAUGCCGGGCUGCCCAUGAGCUACCUUUUUUGUGGUGUGACGUGUGCCAUUACCAAAGAGGAGGGUCAGAUAAUCACUGAUCCAACGGCUCGACAGGAGAAGGAAAGUCGAGCAUUGUUAACAUUUGCAAUUGAUAGCGUGGAACGCAAUGUUUUGAUGUCAUCAACAACAGGCUCUUUCUCAGUCAAAGAGCUGCAGCAGUGCAUAGCCAUCAGUCAAAAGGCAUCUGAACAAAUUUUCCAGUUUUAUAGAGACUCUGUUAAACGGCGAUACUCAAAGAUAAAAUAAAACAAGCUUAUUAGAUUUUCUAUUUUGAGUGUGUGUUGUGUUUUUUUCCUAGCUAGCUACCAUAAUAUUUGAAAUAUUAUGGAUCAAAUUAUUUUAUUAUUACUUGCAUAAUAAAUGUGUUAUGAUCCUGCCUGCGUGGUUUCACCCACAAAGUUUUAUUUUUUAUUUGAAUUCCUUGACUUCAUGUUCGCUACUUUAUACUGUAUUAAUUUGAUUAAAUUUGAGUUUAAAGCCAUUACAAUCGUUUUUUAAGGCAUACUGAAAGCAAUAUUAAAGAGAUUUAAUACUGUAUAUUGCUUUCGAGUUGUUGUGGUUUCUGGCAUUAAAUUAUGGCUUAAUGUCAGGAGGGAGUCGUGAUGUCAAAUAAAGAUAAUAAUGCUCUUUGUUGUGCAACAAAAAGCACAUGCUUGAAGGCGAAAUGGAAAUUUUAAACCAUUGGCGUGGGAACUGUUACUAUCAAAAUGGAAAUGAAAUGAUGAGGGUUUGUUAUUAUUAGAUUGCGUAAGCUGGGUCUUUGAGAGAAUCACAUAGUGCGUUAACAUGUAUUACCAUUAAUUGCUGU